Oryza brachyantha (malo sina) is the source of this 2190-nucleotide messenger RNA. Its product is annotated as L-type lectin-domain containing receptor kinase SIT2-like. Lineage: Eukaryota; Viridiplantae; Streptophyta; Magnoliopsida; Poales; Poaceae. Gene Ontology annotation, cellular component: plasma membrane. Bases 1 to 2190 code for a protein of 729 amino acids. Gene Ontology annotation, biological process: protein phosphorylation. Gene Ontology annotation, molecular function: ATP binding; carbohydrate binding; protein kinase activity. The transcript has 2 exons. The record is from RefSeq and is a predicted model, not a curated record.
AUGUUGCUGCUCUUGAUCAAUGGCGUGAUGGUGCAGAAGGUGAUUGCCACCACCUUCCCUGAGUUCACAUACAACGGGUUCACCGGCAGGAACCUCCUCCUCGACGGCGCCGCCUCCGUGGGAGAAGAUGGGAUCCUCACCCUCACAAAUGGCACCACGGGCGUCCAGCAGCAGGGACGCUGCUUCUAUCCCUACCCCAUCCACCUGCAGUACGCCGGCGGCCAGAGCCGCUCCUUCACCUCCACCUUCGUCUUCGCCAUCGCAUGCUCCGGCAGCGGCUGCGGAGACGGGAUGACGUUUGUCAUCUCCUCCGCCGCCGACUUCCGGGCCGCCUCUUCGCCGGCGUACCUGGGCCUUGCCGACCCACAUGAUGCCCUCUCGAACCCUUUGGUCGCCGUGGAGCUCGACACUGUCGCGGACCCGGAGCUCAUGGACAGGAACGGCAACCACGUCGGCGUUGAUGUCAACAGCCUAACGUCCAACCUGUCUAGACCUGCAGGGUAUAUUUACCGCGACGAUGGCGCCGCCACCAACUUUAGCUUCCAGGCGCUCAAUCUCUCCAGCGGCGACCCGAUGCAGCUGUGGGUGAACUACGACGCCGAGACGACGCAGCUGGAUGUCACGCUCGCUCUCGUCCCCAUGUUCAAGCCGUCGACGCCGCUGUUUUCUUACAACGUCAGCCUCGCGCGGUUGCUGGUGACCGGCGAUUCUCCCAUGACCAAAGCGUACUUCGGGUUCACCGCUUCGACGGGUGAGAGCGGCGGCACCAGCCAUCAGGUUCUUGGCUGGAGCUUUGGCCUGGGUGGAUCGCCACUCAACUACACGUUGCUGCCACUGAAGCGAGCUCAUCAGGAUCAGGGUGGCGGCGGCGGACGAGCACGGGGUGACCGGAGAAGCUUCAUCGCGUGGCUUUCCGCGGCUGCAUCCGUUCUUGCCGUGCUUUCAGCGGUGGCGGCGGGCCUCGCGAUCCGGUGGUGGAAGAGGAGAGCGGGGAGGCGGGAAAACUGGGAGGCGGAGCUGGAGCUUGGGCCCCGCCGCUUCGCUUACAGGGACCUCCGGCGCGCCACCGACGGGUUCACCCGAUUGCUGGGGAAGGGUGGGUUUGGCCGCGUCUACGGCGGCGUGCUCGCAUCCGACAUGCCCGUCGCGGUCAAGCGUGUGUCGCCGGAUUCCAGGCAGGGGAUGGCGCAGUUCACGGCCGAACUCAUCAUCCUCGGCGGCCUGCGCCACCGCAACCUCGUCCGGCUGCUCGGCUACUGCCGCCACAAGGAGGAGCUGCUCCUCGUGUACGAGCACAUGCCCAAUGGCAGCCUGGACAGGUACUUGCACGGCGGCCAGUACACCACGCGGCCGCUCGUCUGGUCGCAGAGGCUUCACGUCGUCAAGUGCGUCGCGGCCGGCUUGCUGUACCUGCACGACGACUGGGAGCAGGUCAUCGUGCACCGCGACGUCAAGGCCAGCAACGUGCUGCUCGACGCCGAGAUGAACGGCCGCCUGGGAGACUUCGGCCUCGCGAGGCUGCACGACCACGGCGCCGAGGCGCUGCACACCACGCACGUCGCCGGCACCAGGGGAUACCUCGCGCCGGAGCUGCUCAGGUUCCGCAAGGCCACCAAGGCCACCGACGUGUUCGCCUUCGGCGCUUUCGUCCUCGAGGUGGCCUGCGGGAGGCGGCCGGUGGGUCUCAACGCCCGCGGCGUGCUGCUCGUGCUUGUCGAGUGGGUGCGCCACAUUUGGUCGUCGGGCGGCUCCGUCGUCGACGCCAUGGACCCGAGGCUGGAAGAUUACGCCGCCGACGAGGCGGAGCUGGUGGUGAAGCUCGGGCUGCUGUGCUCGCACCCGCUGCCCGUGGCGAGGCCCGGAAUGCGCCUCGUAAUGCAGUACCUCGACGGUGACCUGCCGCUGCCGGAGUUCUCGCCGGAUUAUCUCUGCAUCACAGACGUCGACCAGGUCCUCAUUGAUGAGUCGUCGUCUUCGGUGGCGACCACGAUCACAGGUCUGUCCGGAGGAGGAGGCCACGGGCCAUUUCAUUUAUUUUCCUGGGCCGAAGCGGAGUUUCAUGCACAGUGGGCCUCCCCUGGCCGUGGCGCCCUCCACUCCAAUCAGCCUCUUCUCCCCUUCUCUUGCCGUGUGCGCGCCUCGCCAUGGACCGAGUCCAUGGUCCAGGUCCACUGUGGACUUGGCCAAUGA